This is a messenger RNA of Hyphopichia burtonii NRRL Y-1933, 1570 nucleotides long. Its product is annotated as sphinganine kinase. Gene Ontology annotation, cellular component: endoplasmic reticulum membrane. The record is from RefSeq and is a predicted model, not a curated record. Lineage: Eukaryota; Fungi; Ascomycota; Pichiomycetes; Serinales; Debaryomycetaceae. Gene Ontology annotation, molecular function: sphingosine-1-phosphate phosphatase activity. Bases 10 to 1473 code for a protein of 487 amino acids. The transcript has a single exon.
AACUAAACCAUGACACAACAGUUCGUUGCAAAAGCAUCGAUUGAAUCACCUUCAGGGGAAAAACAAACAGAAGCCACCGUUAAAGAUGCCGGGAACAAACCAAAUGAUCAUUAUAAAUCAAGGUUAUCUCCAUUGAGGUAUAAAAUACGUUCUAAAUGUUUACCAAUUGUUCGUAAAGAAACAGAAAUAUUAUAUUCAUUACAAACCAAAUUACGUAACCCAAUACUUGAUUUUUAUUUUGCUUGGACUGCCAACUUAGCCAGUCACACUUUCUAUGUAUUAAUGUUACCAUUGCCAAUUUGGUUUGGUGCAGGGAAAUUAUCAAGAGAUUUAAUUUAUGUAUUGGGAUUUGGAAUAUAUAUUACUGGAUUUUUAAAAGAUUACUUAUGUUUACCAAGACCAAGAAGUCCACCAUUGCACCGUAUUACCAUGUCGAGUUAUACUGCACAAGAAUACGGAUGGCCAUCAAGUCAUAGUGCCAAUGCAACUGCAGUUACUCUUAUAUUAUUUUUUGAAUUAUAUAAUAAACGUCAAGAAUUAACUCAAUUGGAAAAUAUAUCAUAUAAUGGGGGGUUAAUAAUAUAUUAUGUUUCAUUAAUCUUUGGUAGAUUAUAUUGUGGGAUGCAUGGAUUUUUUGAUAUUUUCACCGGAUCAAUAAUUGGAAUAGUGGUAUUUUUGGUAAGAUUUAAAUUUGGAUUAGUAUUUGAUGAAUGGUUAUUGAAUUCAAGUCGUAAUGAUUCAAUAAUUGGAUGUUUGGUCACUUUAUCAAUGAUAACAAUUGGAUAUUUAUCAAUGAUUCAUUAUCAUAGUGAACCAGUUGAUGAUUGUCCAUGUUUUGAUGAUUCAGUGGCAUUUAUCGGGGUAUUGUUAGGAAUUGAUAUUUGUAAUUGGACCAAAUGUUUUAGUAAUGGAGGUUCCGUAGAAGAAUUGAUUAGUAUUCCAUAUAAACAAGAUUUUGGAAUCUUUAAAUCUUUAAUUAGAGUAUUAAUUGGAAUUGUAUUAGUUGUUGUAUGGAAAGCAGUGUCAAAACCAAUUAUCUUCACUAUAUUACCACCAAUAUAUAAAAAUAUUGGAAUUUAUUUGCCUAGAAAAAAUUAUACCAGUACCGCAUUUAGUGAAAAGACAACCAGACAAAUUAGAUCACAAUCGUUAUCAAAUAUGAACCAUGAAUCGAUUGGAGGGGAAAUCAACAACUUGAUAAGAGACGUCAUUGAUCACGAUAAAAAAGAUGAAGUUGGUCCAGAAAACGAUAUUGACAUAUAUGAAAUGUUAGACUACCAACAAUCAAAUUUGAAAAAUCGUAAUCCUCCCAAGGAACAAACAAAAGAAAAGGAAGAACCAAAAGUCAGUGGAGUUUUUAAACCCAGAUUCGACGUCGAAACUAUCGGUAGAGUGCUAGUCUACGCUGGCGUGUCCACGGCUGCCUAUUGCGGGUUUGACAUUGUCACUUACAAUUUGGGACUCGGUGCUUGAUUCCAUGCGUGGUUCGAUGUAUGGAACCCUCAUCUCCUCCCCACAAAAAACAACAAGAAAGCGAACAAAAAAAAAAAAAAAAAAAAGAACAAAUGGC